Macrosiphum euphorbiae (potato aphid) is the source of this 3054-nucleotide messenger RNA. The record is from the annotation of a GenBank genome assembly. Lineage: Eukaryota; Metazoa; Arthropoda; Insecta; Hemiptera; Aphididae.
AUGGAUGGAGUUGAGAAUAUGAAUAUACGAAGGGGGCAGUUAAAAGCGUCGAUAACGCGCUUUUGGAACAGCCUACAAUCUCCAAAUGUCGAUCCAGUCGAGAUAAAAGCUCGACGAGAAAAGAUUGAAGAGGUGUGGAUAGAGUAUGAGCAACUUCAAUCUGUGAUAGAGGCGCAGAAAGAGGUCGACAUAAAUACACAGAAUGAGUAUAGGGAAAUAUUCGAGGACCUAUACUUUAAAAGUGUGGCGGCGGCGGAGAAAAUAAUUACACAAACGAAGGGCAUAGAGGAGCGCGAAAAAAGCAAAAGCGAAACGUUCUAUGAAAAAAAAGCAACCCCGGCAGUUAAGUUAGCAGCGUUAAAUGUGCCUACAUUUAACGGAAAUUAUCAUGAAUGGGCGUCAUAUUAUGAUAUAUUUUCCGUAUUAGUGGAUAAAAAUCCGGAUAUCAGUGAUAUAGAAAAAAUUUUCCAUUUGCGAGCAUCACUGUCCGGCGAAGCACUAGCGUCUAUACAAUGUUUGGAGACGACGGCGAAUAAUUAUGCGAUAGCUUGGAAAUCUCUUGUGCAGCGGUACAAUAACAAACGAGUGUUAGUACAGGCACACGUAAAGUCCAUAUACGACCUUGAAGCAAUGAGUGGCGAAUCGGCGAGUAAGCUAAGACAAUUUACGGACACGCUCAGUGGACACAUGCGGGCUUUAGAGGCGCUAGGCGAACGACCCGGGGAUUGGGGACCACUAUUAAUACAUUUAAUCGCAACAAAAAUUGAUAAAACCACAUUGAGAGAGUGGGAAUCAAAAUCGUCGCAUGAUAAGGUGCCAACGGUGUCGGAGAUUAUUCAAUUCUUGGAAUCGAAAUUCAAGGUUUUAGAAGCCAUAGAGGUCGCAAAAAACAUAAGUGUUCGAGCGCAGCGGCCUAUAGAAACCAGCGCGAAAAAUUAUUAUGAAAAAGGAAGCGCGUCGAAGUCGUUCGCGUCUACGUCAAAAUUAAAAUGUUAUGUGUGUGGAUCAGAACAUACGAUUUAUAAGUGCCCUACAUUUUGCGGUUUAGACAUAUCGGAUAGAAUAAAACGCGCAACGGAGCUUGAUUUAUGUAAAGUUUGUUUACGUAAACACGACGGUCGAAAAUGUAACGCGCGAUUUUGUUUCAAAUGUGCAAAGCCGCACAACACGCUUUUGCACUUGUCUGGAGUGGGAAAUAAAUCAACGACAAACGAACAAAUACAGGUCCAGUCGACAACAGCUGGCUUGAAUAUUGCAGGAAGGAGCGAUGAAGAGUCAAAGUCCAUAAGUGCCCACGCGUCGGUAAUAUUGGACGAUCGUAUUUUAUUGGCGACAGCGAUAAUAUUAUUGCGUGACGAGAUAGGUAAUUUGGUACCCGGACGGGUAUUACUGGACUCUGGGUCACAGAGUAAUUUAAUUACUGAAGAAAUGGUUCAAGUGCUAGGACUUAAGAAAAAACGUAUUAAUCAUAGCUUAUCGGGAAUCGGAGAUAGCGCGCAGACAGUGUCGUCGACAGUGAAUACAACGAUCAUAUCAAAUUAUAACGAGUUCACAUUAUCUACAUCGUAUUUAGUCGUAAAACGCAUAACGACAAACAUACCGUCAAGAGUGUUUAAAGGAAAUUACGUAAUUCCUAACGGUGUACAGUUGGCUGAUCCAUCAUUUCUAAAACCACAGAAAAUAGAUUUAUUAAUUGGGGCCAAUCACUUUUUCGAUUUAAUGCAAUCUGGACGACUUAAACCAAUAGCGGAGGGACCGGUGUUCCAAGAGACGUGCUUGGGAUGGGUGGUUUCGGGUCCGUUAGGACUUCCGGAAAAAUCCGAAUAUGAACACUCAUCCAGUGCGAUAUGUUUACUGACGGGUGAGACCCCGGAGACAGAUUUGGAAAGGAUAAUUGCGACAUUCUGGAGGCUCGAGGAGUAUGGAGAAAAAAAAGUGUACACUUUGGAAGAAAAGGCGUGUAAAAAUGAUUUUGAAAAAAAUGUUAAACGGAACGGCAGUGGCAGGAAAGAAUGUCGUAAAUUUAAUUUGCGCAAAGUCAAAGGUGGCGCCAUUGAAAGUCAUAUCGCUACCACGUUUGGAGUUGUGUGCCGCACUACUAUUAGCCCGGCUAGCAAGCCGAGUAAUCCCAAAAUUAAAUUUACCUAUAGUCCAGCGUCGAGUGACUCGAAGGUAACACUCGCAUGGAUAUCGUCACCAUCAACCCGAUGGAAGACCUUUGUAGUCCAUAGGGUCGGGGAGGUGCAAGAUUUGACGUUAUUUAGUGAAUGGGCACACGUAAGUACGCUGGAUAAUCCGGCAGAUCUUAUAUCACGUGGCUGUGAGGCAAAACGUAUAAAGGAAAAUGCGAUUUGGUGGCAUGGCCCCAAGUGGCUCAGCGAGGAGAGUACAGCGUGGCCAAUUGUCGAAUCGAAAGCGUAUACUGCGACAGACACAAAUAUACCCGAGGCGAAAGAUAACACCACGACGGCAGAAACGUGCAGUUUAACUUGUACAGCGAAAUGUAAUUAUCCACUUUUAUCCGAACGGUCUUCGUUAAGUAAAAUCAUACGUAUAACGGCGUAUUGUUUACGCUGGCGAAAGAAAAAAUUGAUUGUCGGCCCAUUGCAAGCAUUCGAGUUAGAAUACGCAAACCUCGCAUUGAUAAGAAUGGUGCAGCUAGAACACUUCGGCAAGGAAAUAAAAGCUUUAAGCGGAAGUACACAAGUAGCCACAACAAGCAAACUAUUUAGAUUACGACCAUAUUACGAUAAAGAAAAACUUCUACGCGUCGGCGGUCGAUUAAAAAAUGCAAUAAACCUGGACAUGCAUCAGCGAAACCCGAUAGUCCUACCCAGUGAUAGUGCGAAAGGUCCGUCAGUAAGAAUUGGGACAGUGGUAAUACUUCGGGACACCAACCUGCCUCCUUUGCAGUGGCGCUUAGGACGAGUGGUCAAGGUCGAGCCUGGUGCAGACGGUGUGAUCCGUGCAGCAUCGGUUCAAACCAGUAGCGGUGUAUGGAAAAGGGCGGUGCGCUUACUUUGUCCUUUGCCAUUUGAGGGGAAUGCGAUUUAG